This is a messenger RNA of Sitophilus oryzae (rice weevil), 1561 nucleotides long. Its product is annotated as zinc finger protein 99-like. The transcript has 2 exons. Gene Ontology annotation, molecular function: RNA polymerase II cis-regulatory region sequence-specific DNA binding; DNA-binding transcription activator activity, RNA polymerase II-specific. Lineage: Eukaryota; Metazoa; Arthropoda; Insecta; Coleoptera; Curculionidae. Gene Ontology annotation, biological process: regulation of transcription by RNA polymerase II. The record is from RefSeq and is a predicted model, not a curated record. The coding region runs from base 293 to 1414 and encodes 373 amino acids. Gene Ontology annotation, cellular component: nucleus.
UUGAUCUGAAUUUGAUCAGAGAGAGAAACAACCGAUUUGAUAUUUGAUUUGAUUGGUUUCAGCUGGUUUUAGAAGGGUUUCAGAGUUGGCAGUUGUUGGUUUGUUAUUUUGGUUUUGAUUUUUGAUAUAGUAAUAGCACGGGUAAUAGUAAUUUGCCGGAAUUUGCUCAAAGGGAUUGCCUCUUAGGAUUGCCUAGUUCAUAGAUAAUAGAUACCCUCGGUAUUUUUUUGAAUUUCAGCGAUAUUUAGUGAUAUACAAAAAUUGUUUUUUGUAUCAUUGUAUAAAUAGAUGGAUGUAUCAGCCAUCAGCCAUUAACUGCAGUAAUAUCUCUUUGCGUGGAGACUGUGAAGAAGAAAUGGAUGGUAUUAAUGAUAAACAGGAAGAAAAAUGCAAGCCAUACAAAUGCACGGAACCAAACUGUAAUGCAGCUUUUAUGAGACCAAGUAGAUUACACAAUCAUCAACUUACUCAUUUGGCUAUACGACCCUAUGCAUGUGAUUAUCCUAAUUGCAACAAGAGCUACACGAGUCAGUCACAUUUAAAAAGACAUGAAAUUAUAAGUCACUUAAGCCCACAGCCACCACCCAUAACAGAAGUUGCUUGUACUGUAGAGGGCUGUCGAAAAUAUCUUGCUAAUAAAGAUUCAUUAAAGAAGCAUAUUAGAGUAGUUCAUAGUGAUAAGAGGCUCCAGUUUGUAUGUACAGAUUGUCCCAAAAGAUUUAAAACAAUAACCCAGUUACAUUUUCAUAUGAUAGGACAUGGAAAGGAUGUCCCAUAUAAGUGUGACAAAUGUGAUAUUAGAUUUAUUGAGUAUCAUUUAUUUCUCAGGCAUAAAAGAAAUCAUAAAGUUUAUGUGUGCGAUUGUGAGAAAUCCUUUGAUCGCUUUGCCCUUUAUCGUAAGCACAAGACAUUAGACUGUGAGCUAAAAUCAAAUGUCGAACAUAAAUGUACUGUUUGUGAUAAAAGAUUCAUUCAGAAGCAGCAUUUAACUCAACACACUUUAAUGGUUCAUGCGGAUGAUUCUGAAAUUGAAACUUUUAAAUGUUCAUACUUGAAUUGUAAUAAAGAAUACAAAUAUAAAAAGAACCUUAUGGUUCAUACUAAAACUUUUCAUGAGAAAAUUUUUAAUAGGGUACAGUGUCAAGAGUGUGGAAAAGUGCUUAAAUCCAAUAAAAAUUUAAAACAGCAUUUGAGAAUAUGUGGUUUGCCACCUAAAGAGAAGAGGCUACAUAAACCGAGAAAAGAUAAAGGUAUACCAAGGAAAAGCAUAGCGUCCGAGUUGAGUGGUCUUAAUGUUAUUGAUAAACAUUUAUUAAAUAUUGAGAAUUGCAUGGAAAAUGAAUUGCUAGAAACACAGCAAGAUAUUGAAUCUACUGAGGAAUCUACUACUGAAGAAAAUUCAAUUGAAAAUUGAUGUAACUUUUUUUUAAUAUUAUUUACAAUAUUAAGUGUAAUAUUAUAAUUCUAUAUUUAGUAAGAGUAAGGGUAAUUCGUUUGUACAUUAUAUAAUUUUUUAAAUGUGUUAUAAUAUUAAAUAAAAUUUUCUUCUUUUUUUUUCUUU